Fusarium proliferatum ET1 is the source of this 939-nucleotide messenger RNA. RefSeq lists its product as uncharacterized. NCBI's taxonomy places the organism in Eukaryota, Fungi, Ascomycota, Sordariomycetes, Hypocreales, Nectriaceae. Bases 1 to 939 code for a protein of 312 amino acids. The transcript has a single exon. The record is from RefSeq and is a predicted model, not a curated record.
AUGGAAGAUACGCACGGCGAUAUUGGCCAAGCUGGUCAAACUGAUCCGGGUCUGCCUCCUGCAGGCUCCGUUCAGGUUGACCAUGCUAAUAUGGCACCCAAAAUCAAGGAAGAUCCUGACAGUCUUCCUCCCCCUGUGGUGGGCACUCGCAUCAAGGACUUCGAGACAGAUGGCAAUCACCUUAUAUCGCGGCCAGGCGGUCAUUUCUUAAACAGUCCUACAGACCUUGGUCUGUUUGAAAAGUUCGAUCUUGCCGACAACCUUCGAAAAUGGGUAAAGACAGAGUACCCUAAGCUUAACCGAGAUAUCCAGCCAGAAGCGAUUAAUAUCAACGCAGACGACCGGACGAACUUCUUUAAUGUACUCUUUAAAGACUGGUUGAGUGCUGCAGAUAUCGAAGAUAUGCCAUCCAAGCCUCAAGACAGAAACAAAGACGACACUCGCAUCCUCAUCGGCAAGUGGUCCCAAACUUUGCCAACGUCCAAGAACAAGAGGAAGAGAGACGAGGAUGGGGAGUCGCCUACCAAAAGGCGCAAGAGAGAUGACGCUCGACGUCUGCACGAGCCAGCAUACUUCGGAGUCGGCUUAUCCUCCGGCAAAGGAGAGGACAAGGUUACAUUCGACGUGAAAGAUGAGAGCAACCAGAUCGCCGCCGCCCAGUAUGUCGAAUGGGAUACCGAUGACGAUAUCGACGAACUGAAGCGCCGUGCUCUCACGAAAUGGGAGCGCAGCGAGCGAGCCCGGAUUCGGGAGUUCAACCAAAAGCGCAUCUUCAUAUCAUCUCGAAACUACAUCAUCCGUGCUGCGAAGGCUGGGUUUGCCGAUGGGUUUCGCCCGCCUGUUGCCCUCCCAGAGGUCGUCGAACUUGCUGAACCCGAGCUGGCCUUGGCUAUUGUCAAAAAAAAAAAGGUAGUAGAGGCAUCCCUUCACUUUAGAUAA